This is a messenger RNA of Prinia subflava (tawny-flanked prinia), 474 nucleotides long. RefSeq names its product claw keratin-like. The transcript is spliced from 2 exons. The record is from RefSeq and is a predicted model, not a curated record. Lineage: Eukaryota; Metazoa; Chordata; Aves; Passeriformes; Cisticolidae. Gene Ontology annotation, molecular function: structural constituent of cytoskeleton. The coding region runs from base 112 to 474 and encodes 120 amino acids. Gene Ontology annotation, cellular component: intermediate filament.
GGGUGAUUCACGAGCUGGGCGUUUUGAGGCCGGGUAUAAAAGUGCCCGACCUCACAUCCCGCGCCAUCGUUUCUCCUGUCUCCCUUCCCUGGUGCUGCAGCUCCCCGAGCCAUGGUUCACUCCCUGAGCCCCUGCACCGACGGCAGCGCCUCCCCCUGCGGCGUGGCCGUGCCCCAGCCCGUGGCCGACUCCUGCAACGAGCCCUGCGUCCGGCAGUGCCCGGACUCCACGGUGGUCAUUUACCCUCCCCCGGUGGUGGUCACCAUCCCCGGGCCCAUCCUCAGCACCUUCCCCCAGCAGAGCGUCGUGGGCUCCGCCGGAGUCCCCGAAGUCGCGGCCGGUGCUGGAGGCAGUGCCGGAGCCGGAUUCGGAGGCAGUUUCGGUGCUGCCCGAACCCCUGGAGCUUCCCAAGUUUAUGGUGGGGCCAGGUGGGCACGGGGGUACCCCGUGGGGAGCUGCAGACCCUGCUGCUAA